GAUUGUACGUUGACCCCCAUGUCAUAUAAGUACACAUGCUUAUAUCACAGUCAAACCAUGGCCUAUAUAAUCCUCGACUCUGUGACUGCGUGAUACUAUUGACACUGCAACGAUUUAUGUACUGUCAGGAAAAAUCAAGAACAGUAAGAUGCUGUCCCUGAAUCAGCUUCUGAUAAUGGCUUCCCUCGUUUCUUUAGAAUUCUGUGGAGCCAAGAAUGUUGUCAUGAUUCCCCCACUAAGCAAGAGCUACUUAAUCUACCACGCCAACAUUGGCCAAGCUUUGAUAGAACUUGGCCACAACGUGUCCAUCUGUGUCCCAGACUACCUGGCCAACAAAGGGCUAGUUCCUCAUAAAAAGAUCAACAUAAUAAAAUACGGUGAAUACCUCGGCGACGUCGAGGCGCUUGUUUACGAAAAAACACAACUGAUUGAAAAAUUCUGGGCAGGUGGAGUUGAUACUGUUGGCAGUCUGAUUCCUAUAGUGAAUUUUUGUAAAGGAUUGCUUGAACAAAUUCUAUCUGAUGAGACCUUUAUAGCAUCUCUACGAGAUUUGAAGCCAGAUUUUUUCAUCAUAGAAAAUUUUAUGUUUACCAGAAAUAUUCUAGUGCUUCCUUACAAGCUGGAUGUGCCGUUCGGCCUAAUCGGCACAUAUCACGACUAUUUUCUAAGCAGAACGCCGUUCAGUCCUGCUGCAGACCAGCUCUUUUUUGACGACGGAGGUGAUAGGAAAAGUUUUCUACAGCGAGUCCAAGCCACCAUUUUGUCUGCUGCUUUCACUGUGUAUGAUAUUUUUUCAGACAGUGACGUGGUGUCUAGAUACGCCCCUGAGAAGCCUGAUAUAUCAAUCAGGGAUAUAGCAUUGAAGGCUGAAAUAUUUAUCACGGAAAUUGAUCAUAUACUUGAUUACCCACGCACUAGUCUUCCUAACACAAAACUUGUAGGUGGAUCUUCAGUCAGCGAGGCCAAGCCAUUGUCUGGAGAUAUGAAACAUUUUGUGGACAAGUCUCCCAAUGGAAUUGUCGUAGUAUCAUUUGGAAGCGGGAAUGUUUAUAUACCAGAUCAAAUUAGAUCUAAAAUGGCAAAUGCUUUUCUAAAACUAAAUCUAAAUGUCAUAUGGAAGAUAAAUGGGACAUUUGAACAACAAGACAAAAUUUUAGCUUCGAACUGGAUUCCUCAAAACGACCUCUUGGGUCAUCCUAAAACUAAAGUGUUUGUUUCCCACUGUGGGAAAAACGGUCAGUACGAGGCACUGUACCAUGGAGUUCCAAUCCUUUGUCUUCCUAUUUAUGGAGACCAAUUUUAUAAUUCUAAACGAAUAGCUGUGAAAGAAUUUGGACACUAUGCAGACAUAAGGGAAAUAACUUCUGAAAAAUUUUCGGCAUUGAUUCAAGAAAUAGCAGACGAUCCUAAAUAUAGAAAUAACAUCCAGAAAGCGUCAAAGUUAUUCAAAGAGCUUUACAAAGUUCCCAGCAAGGAGGCUGCCUACUGGUUUGAUCACGUGAUGAAAUAUGGCGGAAGUUACAUGAGGUCAUCGGGUCAACAAAUGCCGCUCUAUCAAUAUCUGUUACUAGAUGUCAUGGCAUUUCUGUUCGGUAUUGUUAUAGUCUUCCUCGUUGUCGUAUCUAUAAUUUUCAGAUUAUGUUGGAAACUAUUGACAAAAUAUAAAGUAAAAACAGAUUAAUUGCGGUUAUAAUCACCCCCCCCCCUUUUUUUUUUUCAUUGAUCUCAGACAGCAUGCUUUACUACAUUCAAGAGGGACAUUAAGACCUACCUGUUUAAACCUUUUUCAGAUUAGUUUGUCAAUCAACUCUCGUGUCUAUGUUUGUAAUGUUAUCAAAGCACAUUCAGCCUACAUGUUGUGUGUUAACAGCGCUCUAUUAAUUAAAUAAUUAUUAUUAUUAUUAUAAAUGCCAUUUAACACAAUUCUUAAUUUUUUUUUAAAGAUUCUUUUGUACAUUAUUAAUUAUUAUUAUAUAUAACAUGGUAGUUUGAUAUUCUGAUACACAUGUUUACUUAUUAAAUUCUCAGCUUUCGUAUUAUGAUCUCUACUGGUAUCAUCGCAAGUAGGACACUUUCAUCUUUUAUUAUUUUUGAUUUAUGUUUUAAAAAUGUUUCACUCGUACAUGAGAAAACUUUGAUAGAAGGUUGACAGUCGUGAAGAAAUCUGGCCAGAUCUUUCGUAAGGUGCCAUGAUGGCCUUAGUGUUCUGCUUUCAUUUCUGUAUCCUGUCCUUCGAGGUGUCAACAAACCGAAUGUCUUUAAGAUACAUUUUUGAUUGACAAAGUCUUGUUUUAAAAAUUUAUUUAAUUGUGUUUCUAUUUUCGCCGAGUCAACGAGACUGAGAGAGAGAGAGAGAGAGAGAGAGCGAGAGAGAGAGAGAGCGAGAGAGAAGGAGAUAGAAAGAAAUAGAGACAGGAAUAGAGAGAAAGAGAAGAGAGAGAAACAGACAAAAAGACAGAGACAGAGGCAUAUAGCGAGAGAUCAAGAGAAGAGAUAAAUAUAGAGUGACACAAAGAGAAAAUAAGAGAAUAGAGAGAAACCGAAAAAGAGACAGAGAGAAGCAGAGAAAAAAGCGAAUUAUAUAUUUAUAUAUAUAUAUAUGUAAGUGAGAGAGAGAGAGAGAGAGAGAAAUGGGGAAACAAAGAGAGAUACAAUGUAUAUUUCAUGUUCACUGCUUUGAAAGUGUUAUCAAACUGAGGCAUCCAAGCGUGAAAAUAAAUCAAGCCAAAGUAACUGUGAAAAGUUUCGUAAUUGUUAUAGCUUCGUUAGACAGUCAUUGCCGGAAGUGGUACGGAUAUUAACACUCUACUACCUCUAAAAUACUUCCCAUGGCCUGCGUCUGAAAUAGACUCAAAUGAUUUACAAAAUGUAGGCCACUACUAUAAUUAUCUUAUCUUAUCUUAUAUAAUACAGACGUUACUUCAAAAAAGAAGAUGAUUACGUCCUACGCGUCAUGCAUUCAGUCAUGCAUAUUAACCAAUGACUUAAAUUCUGCCAAGUCACUGGUUUUCCUGGCUAGCUCAGGCAACCCAUUCCAUGCUCUAAUAGCACUAGGGAAGAAGGAGUAUUUGUACAAAUUUGUCCUAGCAUAUGGGACGAGGAAUGUGCCUUUAUCUUUGUGUCUUUCAGAGUAUUUUAUUUUUUUUUUUGUAUCCUCGUCAAAGAGACCAUUGUCCUUAAUCUCCGCUCAUGAGGACAUCUUUUCCUUUGUUAUGAAAGUAGCAGUUUUACUUAAGUAGGGCUGGUCAGCGUGUAGAAAGAAGAUUCAAACUCGGGCAAACUGCUAGAGACUGGAGUGCAUCGACAUCACCGAGCAUUCGCUCGUUAGAAAGUAUUUAGAGAAGAGCGGCCUGGUCGUGUUGUUUGCGCUCUGGACUGUUGCAUUGACGGUCCCGGCAUCAAACCUGCAGGUAGUGAGCAGCUCGUAGCAUUGAGAACAUCUCUGGAGUAAUUAAUUAUUAAAAGCUAAUUUGAACAUAGUUCUUUUGUUAUGAGUAUGUUUGAUAAUUGGUAUUGGUUGACCAGCGGCGCCCACACCCACUUUUAAGGUAAAGUGAUGUGUUGAUGGAAUGGUAAGCCCCGUUUUAGUAACUCACAUUAUGUUUGAAAUUACUCCCCCCCCCCCCAUUAGGAAGAUAUUGUAUAUAGUAGGAAGAGUUAUGCCCAUGGAUAGGGGACAUUAUUCUGUUCGAACCUCGAGCCUCCUUCUAGGUAGCCAAGCCAAGCCAAGUUCAAAGGUAGUUAAACGCACUUGGCCUCUCGACCACGCUUUCCACAUGAAGUGAAAAGAUCUCUCGAGACGUAAAAUACCACAGGGUCAGGCUGAUGAAAUGUGAUGUAAUGUUUUAGUAGUAUUGCAGCAAAUGAGUUGAUAUAAAGGUUUGGAAGGCUGAUGAAAUAUGAAGCUAGAGACGAGAGACACAGUCACGUAUUAUAAUGUAUGAACAUGUAGUAUGCUAGGGAUGAGUUCGAGAGUAUUUUUUAAAUCGUUCAAUGUCUCGCUACUACAUUGAGUUUUUACAUAAAUUUACAUUCAAACCCAAAGCUGUAUAUAUUUGUCAAUAAAAGUCAAGUAUAUUUUUUC
Biomphalaria glabrata is the source of this 4084-nucleotide messenger RNA. RefSeq names its product UDP-glucuronosyltransferase 1A1-like. The transcript has 2 exons. The record is from RefSeq and is a predicted model, not a curated record. NCBI's taxonomy places the organism in Eukaryota, Metazoa, Mollusca, Gastropoda, Planorbidae. Gene Ontology annotation, molecular function: UDP-glycosyltransferase activity. Bases 149 to 1681 code for a protein of 510 amino acids.